Drosophila takahashii is the source of this 2511-nucleotide messenger RNA. RefSeq names its product cell division cycle protein 16 (gene Cdc16). Gene Ontology annotation, molecular function: protein binding. The record is from RefSeq and is a predicted model, not a curated record. Gene Ontology annotation, biological process: positive regulation of mitotic metaphase/anaphase transition; cell division; anaphase-promoting complex-dependent catabolic process. Gene Ontology annotation, cellular component: cytoplasm; anaphase-promoting complex. Lineage: Eukaryota; Metazoa; Arthropoda; Insecta; Diptera; Drosophilidae.
AUGCCGGGAGACACGGAAAACACCAGUGCGGACACCAGCAAUGACCACAUCGACCUGGCCCUAUAUCGGCAGCUGGUCAAACAGUUCAUAGACAUGCGUCGCUACUCCACGGCCCUUUUCUGGGCGGAAAAGGUGGCCGUGCUCAGUGGCCAGGAGCCCCGGGAUGUCUACUACCAGGCACAGUGCAUGUUCCUGCUGGGCGAGUACCAUCGAGCCGCCCACACGAUACAGCACCACAAGCUGGAGAAGAACUCGCUGCCGUGCUUCAAUCUGCUCCUGGAGAGCCUCUAUGCGGCCAAGGAGUUUACGGAGGCGGCCACUGCCAUUCAGAACGUUGAGGUGGAGGUGAUGACCACGUCGCUGAUCAACCAGCCCGUGGAUGUCGGCAGUGGCUGCUACCUGGAGACGAACAGCGUCUUUGGCGGCGAGGAGAAUCACAGGAACGAGCUGCUCUCGUCCAUUUACCUCAUGAAGGGCAAGGUGUACGAGGCGCUGGACAAUCGCGGCAUGGCCAUGGACUUCUAUGUCCAGGCGCUUCAUAAAUCCAUCUACUGUUUCGAGGCUUUGGAGGCGCUGGUUCAGCACGAGAUGCUGAUGGCCUGGGAAGAAUUUGAGCUAAUGCACCACUUGCCACUGGCUCAGCAAUCCAGCGAAACGGACGCCAAGUUUAUACUGAAACUCUACGAGUCGCGGCUGAAGAAAUACUACGAGUUGAUAUCCGCCCGCAAUGCCGAUGAGAUAUCCCCCAUUGUUAAUCCGAUAUACUCAAGUUUAUCAAGGAAUUCACGGCUCGAGUAGCAGACUGGCUCCUCGGACAACCAGAUGCCCAAGGUUAGCGUGCUCAAGGUGCCGCUUACGCCCAGUCAGUUUAUGUCGCCUGCUCAGAAAGUCCUGGAGGAUCUAAAAGCGCCCACUUUCUCCCUGCAAACGAGUCUCUCGAAGGCUUCUUCCCUCAUCGAUGCUUCCCAUCGCUCCAUGUUUGACUCGUCUAGCAGAAGGCGUUCGCGGGAUCACGACGCAGACACCUUAAUUCCUCUCGGAGAUUGCCUGGAUCGAGUACAGCGUAGUACGGAUAUUAUGGCUGCCGAGGCUGAGAAGUGUUUCUAUGACUGCGACUACAAACAGUGCCUGAAAAUACUUAAUGAACUCUUAAAGGUAGAUCCCUUCCAUAACAACGCCCUGACCAUUCAGAUUGCCUGCCUGGUGGAGAACGGCGACUUCAACAGACUUUUCUACGUGGCACAUAAGCUGGUGGAUCGGUAUCCGGACAAAGCCAUUUCCUGGUAUGCCGUGGGCUGCUACUACGACAUGAUUGGCAAGAGCGAUCCCGCCCGGCGUUAUCUCUCCAAGGCCACUGCCCUGGAUCGACUCUAUGGCCCCGCUUGGCUGGCCUAUGGCCACAGUUUCGCCAAUGAGAACGAGCACGAGCAGGCGAUGGCCGCCUACUUCAAGGCCACGCAACUGAUGCGCGGUUGUCAUCUUCCCCUGCUCUACAUCGGCGUGGAGUGUGGACUGACCAAAAACUUGGAGCUGGCCGAGAAGUUCUUCCUGCAGGCCAUGAACAUAGCGCCGCUGGAUGUGUAUGUGCUGCACGAACUGGGCGUAAUUAAGUACGAGUAUGAGUUCUUCGACGGCGCCGCCACAAUCUUCCAGUGCACCGUGGACAUUGUAAAACAGCGGGCCAAGAGCAACAACGAGGAGAUCUCGGCCCGCUGGGAGCCCCUGUUUAUUAACCUCGGCCACUCGCUGCGCAAGGUGCACAAGUACGAGGAGGCUCUGUACAACUUUCAAUAUGCCCUUCUGCUAAAGCCACAGAGUCCCACUACCUACACCUCCAUUGGAUUUAUACACGCUCUGCUGGGAAAUCUCGACCCCGCCAUCGAAGCCUUCCACAAGAGCCUGGCGCUCAACAGAGAUUGCAUUGUGACAUCCACAAUUCUCAAGAGUUGCAUCGAAGAUCUAAUGGACGACUCGGCCACCAUUGAUGAGAUCUGCAGCGCCGCCUUGCGAGAUGUGGCCAAGAGCAUCACGGCCAAUAGUCGGCGGGUGUUGAACUCGGACAAGUUCAAUGGGAUGAAGCUCAAGUUCGACGAGGAGGAGGAGUUCGCCAACUCCGAUUCCAACAUGGUGGUGGAAAUGAGCUUCGAUACCUAGAAGAAAUUCAUCCUAACUUAUAUCAAUCGUUAGUUUUAGCCCCGAUCGUUAGCCAGGCAAACAUGUGCCAUGCACUUGAACUUAAUUCGUGGCCAGAGCAAACACAGAUGUUAUGCUUUCUGUUCUGUUCUGGCUAAUGAGCGGAGUCUUGGGAUUUCUCAGCUCUGUUUUUCCCACCAUCAAUUGAAGUCGCCGCCAUGUGAAUAACAUUUAGUAUUUAAGAAUGCGCAAAAGUCUCAUUUGAAUCAUAAUUGUGCGGGCCAGCCAAGAGUGGUCCCAGCUAAGUUCUCUCAAUCGUUCUGUAACUUAAAAACUAUAUUGUAAUUAAAGCUAGCUUAGUGUAAGCAAGGAACUAAA